AUGAAUGCACAGAAAAAACGACAAGUCAAAAUUGCACUAAAUCUCAAACAACGUCUGGCGUCGUAUUCCGAAUCGACCAAGGCCGAUUUUAUCAUUGAAGCAAGACAAGAAGCGGAAAAGAUUGCCGGCGGUGCGUACGGGAGUCUCUACUGUAUCACGAUUGGAUACGCCCUCUUGCUGCAGGCGGAAGAAUUCCUCGGCAAUGAAACGACACUCUUUGGAUUGGGAGGAUUUGCGGCAAGGACCAAACAGUCGACCAGUGCGCUUGGAACCAAUUUCAAACUCAUUGGAGCCGCCUUUAGUGCCGCCACGCAUGGAGCCCGGGCCAUGCAAGAAGCUGAAAACUUGCAAAAGGCCACCAUGGAUAAAACAAAGGAGGGCGGUGACGGCACCGAUGCCGCCAAGACAAAAAAGGACAAGGACUGGAGACGACGACAAGCAAGCGACGCGCGAUUGAGAGUCGGCGAAAAUUGCCGAAACCGUGAUGCAACGUCCCGCACAUUCCAAUUUACUGAGACAUAUACAACGCGACAUCACCCUGCGGAAGUCUGUCAAAUCUUUCCCCAGGAUGCUCACUGUCUGUAUCAACCAGCACAGGGUUGUGGAAAAUACAACUCAGCAGAAAUCAGGAAUGAUUUCUGA
Messenger RNA from Seminavis robusta, 642 nucleotides. The record is from the annotation of a GenBank genome assembly. Lineage: Eukaryota; Bacillariophyta; Bacillariophyceae; Naviculales; Naviculaceae.